Molecule: messenger RNA, 4435 nt
Organism: Trichosurus vulpecula (common brushtail)
Lineage: Eukaryota; Metazoa; Chordata; Mammalia; Diprotodontia; Phalangeridae
Gene: TAF7L
Product: TATA-box binding protein associated factor 7 like
Exons: 13
Coding region: 281-1339 (352 amino acids)
Biological process (GO): RNA polymerase II preinitiation complex assembly; transcription initiation at RNA polymerase II promoter
Cellular component (GO): transcription factor TFIID complex
Molecular function (GO): RNA polymerase II general transcription initiation factor activity
Source: RefSeq, a predicted model, not a curated record
GGGGCCGCCAAGCGCUUCCGGUGCCCGCCCAGCUCCUCAGGCGUUGCGCGUCCCGCCGUCGUCAAGUCGUCGUCGUUCGGCGGUCGUUGUCGCCGGGCGGGUGGGCGGCGAGGGCGCUCGUCGUCGUCGUCAGCGCUCGCCGUCGGCGAUUUGGGACCGGUCGAAAAUAUACGCAUUGCAUUCUCUCCACGCCUGAGGAGACCUCCUUUAAACUGAAGAACUUGGGGACACUGGCAUCCAGGAAGCUGUUUCUGAAAGCUAAGCUGUUCCAGAACAAAAGAUGAGCAAGAACAAAGAAGAUCCUCCCCAUGAGCUGGAAAACCAAUUUAUAUUACGUCUCCCUCCGGAAUAUGCUUCUACUGUGAGAAGGGCAGUACAGUCUGGAAGUGUCAGCCUGAAAGACAAAUUAACCAUCGAAUUACAUCCUGAUGGACGUCAUGGAAUUGUCCGUGUGGAUCGUGUCCCGUUAGCCUCCAAGCUGGUUGACCUGCCCUGCGUUAUUGGAAGCUUGAAAACCAUUGAUAAGAAAACCUUUUACAAGACUGCAGAUAUUUGCCAGAUGCUUGUGAGUACUGUGGAUGGUGAUCUUUAUCCACCUCUGGAAGAACCAGCUGCUUCCAGUGAUCCAAAAGUAAAUAAGAAGAAAGAUAAGGACAGAGAGAAGAAAUUCAUAUGGAACCAUGGCAUCACACUGCCACUGAAGAAUGUCAGAAAGAGAAGGUUCCGGAAAACAGCCAAGAAGAAGUACAUCGAAUCUCCAGAUGUGGAAAAGGAAGUCAAGAGGCUGCUGAGUACAGAUGCUGAAGCUGUCAGUACCCGAUGGGAGGUCAUUGCUGAAGAUGAAACAAAGGACACAGAUAACCAUGGUUCCCUGACCAGCCUGGACACCUCUCCAGGAAUGAGUAGCCAUAAGCAGGGCCAUAGCUCAUCAGAGCAUGAUGAGCUUCGAGAGAUAUUUAAUGACAUUAGCAGCAGCAGUGAUGAUGACGAUGAUCAAGAUCACCAUGACGAUGAAGAUAUAAACGUCAUUGACACCGAGGAAGACCUGGAGAGACCAUCACGAAACACACUUGAUGAAUCUGAUGAACAGCGCCAAGAAGAUGAGAAAGCAAGUCACCUUGUUCUAGGACUCCAGAAACAGAUUGAUGUGAUGAAGGGAAAGCACCAAGAGACUCGGGACAGAGCAAAACGCCAGGAGGACCUCAUCUUCAAAGUAGAAAAUCUGGCCCUCAAGAGCCGUCUUCAGGCUGCGCUGGAUGAGCUCAAACAGCAGGAAGAACAAGAAAAGCAGCAGCUCAGCUCCUUGCAGGAACAGCUGGAUUCACUCCUGGAGAAGUAAGGGCAGCUUGGCUGUCAGUUGCCUGUAAUCUUCACGUUGGCAAGCAUCAUGCAUGCAAACUUUGGGUGCAUCCUCUGGGCUGAGGAUAACAGGAAGGUGGACAUGGGACUGCAUUCACGUCUGUGUUUCUGUUGCCUGUUGAAUUCAUCCUGUUUCUUGUCUUUGCAUCACCACCGAUAAGUAGAAGAUGCUGGGUGCCAGGGCCUGGCUUGCAGUGAAGUCCUGUGCUUAGUGGGCUAGCCACGACAGCCUGGUCACUCAGGCCCGCCUCUGUCACUGGCUUUGACCUGUUAGCUUUCUGUUGCUCUGUGGGAUCAUCAGAGGACUCAGCCAUAUUGUCCAAUGAAAUUUGAGCCUGGAGGCUCUGCAGAUGUUUGCAUCUGUUUUUAUUCUCUCCUGCAAAAAGGAGGGCAAGUCAUGUGCAAUGUGUCAGGUGCCAGCUCGGGAAAGAGUGUGAUGAAUUUGCAGCAAUGCAUGCCUGCUGACACCACUGACCUGGUGGGUUUUAGAAAGCCUCUAACUUGGUGUCAUUGAGGCACAGCACCUAAGAAGGGCAAUAAGGAGCUGUUGUCCUUAAGUUGAACCUACAGAACAAAACCACCUCCAUCAGAGGAAAAUUGUGACUUCUGUCAUUCCCCUCAUCCCCACCUGGGUUUGUCAUAUACUUUGAUUUGAAAGUCUGCCAGUAUCUGUUGGGCUUUGUUGAAAAUUUCUCAAAUAGUGCUUUUUCAAAUGGUUUUGAAAAUCUUGUGCUGAAGAAUGGACCCUCAUUCCUUUAGUAGGGGCUGUCCCAGGAAGACAAACAGUAUUUCCUAAUGGAAGCUUUUGAGGCACAAAAACAGCAAACCUUGCAAUUAGAUUGGAGCCUCAGUAGAAAAAGGAAAGAGCUCUUCUGGUUCCUUCCUAAUGGACUAGGCAGUUCUCAAAUUAAUCAGACGAGAUUGGGGAUUUGGGAAGCAGAUAGAAAAGGGAUUUUAAAAGGCAGUUCUACUUCUGCCACUGUCUCAAAACAUCUUGAGAGUGAUUGGGCCUGAUUCUUCAACAAGUCUCAGAAAGAGGAUUUUUCAAGCUUCCCUGUGGCAGCGGGGAAGCUGGUCCUUGGAUCCCGAACAUGCAGACCGGAAUCCACCAUUACCAGAAGCUUUUGCAGCUUGGCAUAGCACCUGCCAGCACUGCAGUCAGGAACCCAGGAACUUCUCUACACCAUGAUGCGUCGUUGGAGAACAGCCUUCCUGGAUGUUCCUGGCUGAACGAAAUUCUGCUGCUUGCCCUGGGAGGAAGCAGAUUCCCCAUGGAGGCUGUCCGUCAUCCUUGUAGACCAGGCUCACCUUCCCGAGGCCAGUUCCUUGUGUGCUCUGGUGUCGCACUGUCCAGUAGCCCUACUCGCCAGUAUAGCUCUGUACUCAUAGUCCCUGCCUUGUCUUGGCCAGAAGUGGAAACCUCGUCAAAUUUAAGAAGGAAGAAGUCAUUUGUAUAUAGUGUUAUGUGUGUUGCCGUGUGUUUCUUUUUUGUCUGUAACUUUAGAUUAUAUGUAGUCCUUGUAAGCAAGGUCAGGUGUUCUUUUAGCUUCCACACAAUGCCCACUGUUCUGUAGCUGAGGUGCUAAUAAGAGACAGCACCUGAAGACUCAUGGGCUGCCUUUGCUUUUCAAAGGUCCUGGAGAGCUCCCCUGUGAAGAAUAUUCUCCAGUUUUCUGGAAUGGAGGAGUUUAUGUGCAAUACCAAGUUAGGGAGCUUAGCCUUUUGCUCCUAAGAAUAGAGCUAGAAUACUUUUGGGCCUGUUUCAGAUAUAAGACCUGACCAGUAUCUUGUUUUGGUUACUGAGAAUUGCCAUCUCUUCAAAGCCAGGAAAAAUUAGGAAGUUCUGACUAAAUCCCGUAGUAGCAUUCUCCCUCAUAUACUUUUAGGGUGUGGGCACCCUGGGAUCCUCUUUAGAGAGCUAAAAGUGUCCCUGUGGUGAUCAGAGAGCAGAGGUGCAGAGCUUCCAGUGUCUGCUGCUGCUGCCACUCAGCACAUCUCUUUGGAUCUUUAGGCCUUCACAGCAGGUUUGGAGUAGAUGGUGAGUGAUGCCAACCAAAAGCCUAGUAUUCCUAUGGAGAGGUCAUCCUAGGGAAGCUCAUUAAGGUCAAAGUGUGCUGUGACCCAGUCACUGCUUCAGUAUAUACCAUCAUCUACUUUCAGGGGUCAGGUAGGGUCAGGUCCAGUCUUCUUUAAGGGAAGAGAAAGUGUAAUGAAUGCUAAAAUCACUGAGCAGCAAGGCAAAGCCCUUUCUGGCAGAACGGAAGCCAAGGCCAUUCCACUGAGAAGUGCUCAAAGGAUAUGUACAAACAGCUUUCAAAAGAAGGAUCGUAUAUUAUCAAUAACUGCCUGAACAAAUCGUUCAGAAUCACUAAUGAUAAGAGAAAUUAAUUCUGAGGUUUUACCUCAUAUCUAUCGAAGUAGCAGAGAUGUUAAAAGAAUGAAAAAUGGUCAAUAUUGGAAGGGCUGCUAGAAGCCAAAUGCAUAUAUCACCAUUGCUGGAGGUGUACAUUGGUUCAGCCGUCCUAGAAAACAAUUUGGAACUAUGUGUGAAAAACGCUCUCAGCCAACAAUCACCCUGUGGGGUGUAUACCCCAAGGAAGUCAGUGACAAAGUCCCCAUGUAUUCCAAAAUAAUAGCAUUUCUAAUAGCAAAAAAGCAAAACAAAAGCCCUGCAAACAAAGUGGGUGCCCAGAGGUUGGGGAGUGGCCGAUCAAACUGGCAUAGGAAUGGAAUGCUGUUGCCUGAGGAAUUCAGAGAACUUCGGAAGAUUUGUAAACUGAUGAGGACCAGAAUGAUAAUACAAUUAAAAAAACAACACUAAAAGACAACUGAACUCUGAUGAAUCAAAAAGACUAAGCUCGUUCCCAAAGCACAGAUGAAACAUUCUUUUCCAUAAAGAAGCUGAGGACUACUGGUGUGGCAUGCUGUAUACACUCUCAGGUGUGGUGGUUGUGUUGGAGUUGCAUAAUUGUUCUUUUGUGUCAUUGUCACGGUGGGGGGGGGGGUGGCAUAUUGUGAAAUGACUGGUGUAAAAAUAAAAGGCAUCAAUAAAACUUAAAAGAAAAAAACUCAACCC